AUGGCAAUCGAAAAGUCCGAUCUCCUCUUGAAGCUCGGUGCUGAAGUAGAAAGAGUACGGCCAGCACCCAUCGUAGACCAAAAGCAAUUCGUCAAUCUUGCACGAUCACGGGCGGAAGAACAUACUGCUAGUUCGGAGAAACCAGGACGAGGACUAUUUGCCGAUCAAUUCGAGACAGAAGCGAACUGGCGCGCGCACUUCACAGGCACCGGACCAGAAAUCUACGAACAAACCGGACAUCGUGUGGAUGCAUUCGUUAGUGGGGCUGGUACUGGAGGUACUAUCUCUGGUGUCGCCUUGUUUCUUAAGUCAAAGCUACCUGAUAUCAAGGUCGUUCUUGCAGACCCGCCAGGUAGCGGCCUAUUCAACAGGGUCAAGUACGGUGUCAUGUUCGACCCCAAAGAACGAGAAGGAACACGGCGGAGACAUCAAGUUGAUACGAUUGUUGAAGGUAUCGGCAUUAACAGGGUGACGCACAACUUCGACGUCGGUCGAGAGCUGAUUGAUGAUGCAAUCAGAGUCACUGACGAUCAAGCGAUAUCUAUGGCUCGUUGGUUAGUCGAGCACGACGGCAUCUUCGUUGGAAGUUCUAGUGCUGUGAAUUGCGUCGCUGCCACGAAGCUUGCAAAGUCGUUGGGACCUGGCCAUCGCAUUGUCACGAUUCUUUGCGACAGAUGCCUCACCAAGACCAAAAUUUCACCUCUACAGACAAGGCAAGAGACCGUUUCGGCCAGCAAGAUUCUACCAGAUUUGUUGAUCGCAUCUGAAACGAUAUGCGCAGCCGCAUUCUGA
This is a messenger RNA of Pyrenophora tritici-repentis Pt-1C-BFP, 792 nucleotides long. Lineage: Eukaryota; Fungi; Ascomycota; Dothideomycetes; Pleosporales; Pleosporaceae. The record is from RefSeq and is a predicted model, not a curated record.